Gigantopelta aegis is the source of this 1155-nucleotide messenger RNA. RefSeq names its product techylectin-5A-like. The transcript is spliced from 3 exons. NCBI's taxonomy places the organism in Eukaryota, Metazoa, Mollusca, Gastropoda, Neomphalida, Peltospiridae. Bases 344 to 856 code for a protein of 170 amino acids. The record is from RefSeq and is a predicted model, not a curated record.
UCUUGGAUGAUGCAAUAGUGAAAUCGAUAUCCCCUAUAGACCAGGAACCAUAUUUUCGAAGCCAUCUUAGCCCUACGAAAUCGUAAAACCAUCGUAGGGUGUGACGUCACAACAGCACACGCCAUAGUGACGUCAUAGCUUACGAUUAUUUUACGAUUUCGUAGGCUAAGAUUGCUUCGAAAAUAUGGGCCCUGCCCUUACUAUUAGCGUAUUGGUGACCGUCUUUGUUAGCCUCCCGUUGUUGUCCCCUAGCUUUUAGCCCUUAAAGGGGCUUGAUCUGUUGAGGGACCAUGUUUUUAUUCGUCGUUGCCAUCUCUUCUGUCCACAGAUCAUUCAACGUCGGAUGGAUGGGUCGGAAAACUUUUACAGAGAUUGGAAUUACUACAGAGACGGAUUUGGAGAUCUGGAAAGAGAAUUUUGGUUUGGCAACACAAACAUUCAGCGACUGACUAGCCAGGGCCACUAUGAUUUGCGGGUCGACUUGGAGGCCUUCAACGGCAGUACAGUGUACGCGCAGUACAGUGACUUCUCGCUAGCUUCAGAACGAGACUAUUUCCAGCUGAAUGUCGGCGCGUACAGUGGGAAUUCUGGUAACGGACUUGGCUACCACAACGGCCACAACUUCACGACGUACGAUCGAGACUACAACCCAGCGAACAGCAGAUGCGUGAAGACGUCACUGGGAGGCUGGUGGUACCACGACUGCCACGCCUCCAACCUGAAUGGACUCUACCUGACGGACAACCCUAUCCGGAACUCGUCUGGCAUCAGUUGGAGCCCGUGGCUCGGCGUUCACUACUCGCUGAAGAGAACCGUCAUGAAGAUCAGGCCGACUCCCAAGAUUAUCACUCGAUAGACACAACACAGGAUUAUCACUCGAUAGACACAACACAUGAUUAUCACUCGAUAGACACAACACAGGAUUAUCACCCGAUAGACACAACCCAGAAUUAUCACCCGAUAGACAGAACACAGGAUUAUUACCCGAUAGACAGAACACAGGAUUAUCACCCGAUAGAUAGAACCCAGGAUUAUCACCUGAUAGACAGAACACAGGAUUAUCACCCGAUAGACAAAACACAGGAUUAUCACCCGACAGACACAACACAGGAUUAUCACCUGAUAGACAAAACCCACGAUUAUACAUAAUAUAUA